ACAGGUUCUGUUCCCUGCAACCAAUUGUGUUUUACCAAAGUGCUGCUGACUGAGACACUAGUCCUCUACCUGGUUUGUCAUUUUAAAGUCUCUGUGAAGGAGUGUCUGCAGAAUCAAUGCUAAUGCAUGCAUAAACAUCAUCAUCAGCUAUAAACAUCUAUGAUUGCAUAGCAGCAAAAUUGACCGAAUCUGAUGUUCUCUGAAGAAAGUGGGAAAUAUUUCUUCCAACAGAUGAGCUAUAAAUCGACUGUGCUGACAGAGGUUUUGACCCUCUGUACUGAGCACUGCAUUGCCUUGCUGUAGCUUUUAGACUGGACCUGCUCAGCCUCAGUCAUUGACUGUCAUCAUGGAGGAAAAGCAGACGACUGUAGCCGAGUGAAGAGGACUAAACGCUGCACCCCGACGCAUCCCAGCCUUUGUUUCUCCUGUUAUUAUUCGAAAUCGGCGAUCACCACAGAGACACCACCGAGAACACCUGAGGGCUGACAGCCGCCAAAAUGAAGCAUUUUCUCAGAGUGGUGACCCAGUUCUUUGUGUUCCUCUACUGUAAAUUACUGUGGCGCGGCCUCAAGUUUGUCGUCAGGAAGUUUACGGGACGCUGUGAGCUGCAGAGGAUCUGCUACAACAACAAGCAUGGAGCCCGCAGGACCCUCAAGAUAGAGUCGUCUCUGCGCUACUCCAAGAAUGGGCUGCUGCAGUCUGCCCUCAGUGUCCAUCCUGAUAAAGUGGAGAAAACCAUUGAUGACAUCAUGGCCUUGAAGAAGAUUAACCCUGACACCAACCCACAGCUGGGCAUCUCUCUGCAGGCCAGCCUGCUGCAGAUCGUGGGCUACAGGAGCCUGGUGAUGGAGGUGGAGAAGCUGCGCAGGGAGCCUUACGACUGUGAAAACGCUGAGCACGAGGACACGCUGAUGAAGCUAUGGAAGGAGCUGCGUCCUGACACACCUCUCACGGGCCGCAUCUCUAAACAGUGGUGUGAGAUCGGUUUCCAAGGCAGCGAUCCCAAGACUGAUUUCAGAGGCAUGGGCCUACUGGGCCUGCAUAACCUGCUGUAUUUUGCAGAACACGACAAGGCGACUGCUCUGCAGAUGCUCAACGACUCCCUGCAACCAAAGCACAAUGAAAUAAACAAGCCUGAAUGGGAACAGAAGAACCUUGACAAAGCUAUCGGUUAUUCUUUUGCCAUCGUGGGCAUCAACAUCACAGACCUGGCCCACUCUCUGCUGGUGAGCGGAGCCCUGAAGACUCACCUGUACAACGUGGCCCCAGAGAUGCCCAGCCUGCUGCACUUCCAGCAGACCUUCUGUUACCUGAUGCAGGAGUUCCACCGUUUCUGGAUCGAGGAGGAUCCCAGCGACAUCAUGGAGUUCAACCGUCGCUCCAAGUUCCACCGGAGGAUCCUGCGGCAGCUGAAGAACCCGGACAUGGCUCUGUGCCCCCACUUCUCCGCCUCCGACCUCCACCUGGUCAACCUCUAAACACACACUCCUGACUCCUGUGACACCCCCCCCCACCCCCCUCUCUCUCACUGAGCCCUUCAUACCCCCCACCACAGAGGUCUCCCCUGGGUGUCUGACAGGCCAACUGAAAAUCAGAAAAUCAGAAAACCCUUUGCACUCACAUAGAUGGUUCCUCAAACAGCUGGACACAUCUGGGGAGGCGCUCUCCCUUCUCCGCUCAGCCCGACUCGUCCCAGUAAACGUCAUGUCGCGUCACUGCCAACAGCUCAUUCAACACACACACACACACACUCCCACACACACACACACACACACACACACACACACACACACACACACUGCCUCUACGCCCUCACUGCAGCGUCAGACCACCAGCAUCAGAGAUGACCAUAGCGAUUGUAGCUGUGCAUGAGGAGGCUGCACCACACCAUCACAACAGACUCAUUCUUAUCUGUUGCUUUAAUGAUUCAUGACGAUUGUAUCACAGCCGUUACGCCUCAGUUCACAACCUCUCUGCUUAUUCUAACAACUAACCAAAUUUACUUUCUCUACCAAAAAAUCCCUGUUAGAUUGCGACUUAGUGAUCAUCAGCUCAGAAGAUUCUGGCAACGAGCUGGUCGGGCUACAGGACGAAAGGUUUUAUAUUGGAAUUGAAGAGCUAUAGAUAUAUAAUAUAAGUUUAAAUGAAGAAAUGCAGCUGGCGCCGAUUCAAUCAAAAGCAAUCAAACCAUCCAGGGCCAGUUCAUCUCUUAACUUUGUCUGUAUUAGGUCAUCGCUAUAGAUUGUACUGUACUUACUAUGUCGCCAUGACAUCAACACCUAAGACUUCUACUUCUUGCCAAAAUAUCGAAUGUGGAGAACUUAUAAUCACAGCAGCGGUUUGUUUCUCGUGAGCUCAAAUUUAAGUUUUGUAAACCUGCUAAAUGAUGCUCAUGGAUAUCUUAAAAACUCCUUCCUGUGUAGUCGCAUUACAGAUAUUAAAUGUGUAGCAUUCGGCAGAAGUUUGGAUACUAAAACCUUUUUUAAAAUUUUCCUCAUACUUAUUUACAUCCAGAAAAAAAACCAUCAGAAAAUAUUUUAUGAACAUUGUUUAACAGGUUUGCAAAAGCUUUUGCCUUUGAUUUGACCCCAUGCAUAUAAUUCUGUUAUGAAUGUUCCUCACUUGCUCACUUUCACGAUUGUUUGAUUCUCUUUUAAUUCAUUGAAUGUGACACUGUGUCCACUGUUGUAUCAGCCAAAGCAAUAAUUUACAUUCAUUUCACUGCACAUUUCUCUACAUGUGUUUAUUUUGCACCACGCGUGCCUGAGUCUUUGUUUUCGCUUUCUAACUCAGAGCCAGAAUGUUAAUCAGUUCAAGCAGGAGCUGCUACAUGUAGCAUUUGAUAGAGGUAAAAUAUUUUGAUAAAUUAGUGUAAUUACUGUAAACAAAUGCCCCCACUAGUCUGUUUGGCAGGAGAGCUGCUGAACUGCUUUUCUAAGACGCUGUGAGGUCUCAGGUGUUUCAGUCAACUUAUUAUUAUUAUUAUUAUUAUUAUUAUUAUUAUCUAAAAUGCUACACGUAGCAGCUUUAAGGAGCAUCUGUGACAAAAGCAACAACCAACAUAAAAGACAUUAAAUGUAGAGUUGCUCCAUAGAGGAUGAAUCAGGAGCUAAAUGCUAAAACAGAGGAGAGCUGACAGCGGAAAGUUAAAACGCUGAAGAUGGAGGCGUUGACCAGCCAGUCAAACGCACCAGAUAUUAGUACAUGUCACUGUCAGCUCCAUCUGUGGACGGCCUGCUUUCUCUCUUUUAAUUAUAUUUCUUUAUUUUAUCUUUAUUUUACCAGAACGGCCUCACUGUGACUAAAAGGGACGAAACAGAACAAAUCACAAAAUUAUAAUUAAAUUUAAAAAAAAGCAGUUUUACAUCCAGUUCAUCGUCUGUGGAGCAUCAGUUUGAUCGGCAUCUCGGCUCUGAGUCACACCUUUAAUUUCCACCGAAUGACAAAUGAACAAAAGCCCAAAUGUGACACACGUGCACGUCUUCGCAGCAGCGUUGCUUCUCAUGAGCACGUGACCACUUGUAUUUAACAUUCAACGAGCGGCGGCGUCGCGCGUGGCGCUCUGACAAAUGUUCCCAUCAGAGAAAAACCCAAAACGUACAAUAUUAUUUUUCUGCCAUGCUUGCACUGUUGAUUGUGUUUUAAUAGUACUGAAUAUCUUUGUCUCAUUGAAGUGAAUGUCAAUGCUUUCUGUCAGUAUUAUGCAGCUGUUUACUUCAGUGAAUGUCACUGCUGGUUUCAUCUCCUGCUUGCAUUAGGUUUUGCUUUGCUAUGGUCAGCUUUGCACUACUGUAAAAAAAAAAAAAUUAAAAAUGCAGUUUCCUUUAUGAUAGUAAAUCAGUCAUUUGUGGUAUUGGAGUACGAGGGCCAGUGUGUCCCAUGAUACUGUAGAUGACUUUAGAUACAAGCUGCUGUAUAUUCUGCUUUGAAACUGCCUAUAAGACCGUAAAACUGCAUGAUGGUAUUUUCGUUGUCACAGCUCCGGCGUUCUGUAUUCUACAGUAAAGCCUAAAGUAAAUCUAGAUAUUGUAACUGUGCGCUUCAUUUGUCUGUGCUGUACUUUUUGAGACCACAAUAAAAACUAAAUGUCGGUUAAAAAAAAAAAAA
Messenger RNA from Seriola aureovittata, 4107 nucleotides. It is a transcript of the gene elmod1, whose product is annotated as ELMO/CED-12 domain containing 1. The record is from RefSeq and is a predicted model, not a curated record. NCBI's taxonomy places the organism in Eukaryota, Metazoa, Chordata, Actinopteri, Carangiformes, Carangidae. Gene Ontology annotation, molecular function: GTPase activator activity.